GCUCGGCUACUCCGCGUCCUGUAACAGCCCCCGGCGGUAGCGCCGUGGCUGUCGGUGGACGCGGGUGGCGAGGCGUUUGGAGCGGCUGGUUCAGCAUGUGGUGCACGGGCCCAGCCGCAGUGGUGGCCUUUUGUGCCGGGCUUUGGGUGUCUAACUCGGGGCCGGCGCUGGGCCAGGAGGCCGGGGAACGGCCAGGGGCCGACUGUGAAGUAUGUAAAGAAUUCUUGAACCGAUUCUAUAACUCCUUGAUAGCCAGAGGAGUCAACUUUUCCCUGGACACCAUAGAAAAGGAAUUGGUCAGCUUUUGCUUGGAUGUCAAAGGAAAAGAAAACCGCCUGUGCUAUUAUCUAGGCGCAACGAAGGAUGCAGCCACAAAGAUCCUCAGUGAGGUCGCUCGCCCAAUGAGUGUGCAUAUGCCUGCACCAAAGAUUUGUGAGAAGCUCAAGAAGAUGGACAGCCAGAUCUGUGAACUGAAAUAUGAAAAGAAAUUGGACCUGGCAUCAGUGGACCUGUCAAAGAUGAGGGUAGCAGAGCUGAAACAGAUACUGCACAGCUGGGGAGAGGAGUGUAGAGCCUGUGCAGAAAAAACGGACUACGUGAAUCUCAUCACUGAACUGGCACCCAAGUAUGCAGCAGCCCACCCCAAAACAGAGCUGUGACCCCCCGAUGCCGGUGUGCCAUUAAGGAGAGACACAGUGACUCUCCAGGAUAUGGACUUGUUGGUUAAGAGUAACUGGGAGUUGCGCUGUAUGUGGUCUCAUACUUUUUGCUUUGGUAACACAACCAACCAAGAAUUGGUUACUUGGAUUUACAAUGAAAACUGCUAAUAUUAGUGGUCUCUUCCAUUUGCAGGGUACCCAAACCUAACAGUGCUUUUCUCAUCAUUUUUGUAAGGAUUAUAUAUAUUGUCUUUGCCUAUUUCCUUGAAAGUGGGAAAUGUGGACUACUGAAAAAUAGAUGGAGUAAGUCGAUUCAAAGAAGGAAGACAGUGCUCAGAGGCCCCUCUCUGUGUAUUAAAUUUUAGUUAAAUAUAUUGGUUUAGGAUAAAAGAAACAAAGUUUGGCCUACCUAACUCCCACCUUCAAUCCAAAACAAUAACAUGGCAUAAUCAAAGGUUUUAAAAAGUAAACCUCGUACAUUGAACUGCAAAUCACUCUACGUUCUGGCUCUUUUUGGUAUCCGAUAUGGGAGGGCAGGAGGCAGUAUUUGAAAUUAGGAUUUCCCCAAAGAAGGAAUACCUAUUUAAAGCCUAUUUAUACCUACUUAAAGAAAACAGAUCAAGAAUCCACUUAAAUAGAGUCAGUGUUUUAGCAAAUUGUAUCAACACCCAAACUGUUGACUGAACUAAGCUCAGGUGUUCUGUAUUCCUUGCUACCACACAUUAGACGAGUUUUUGAUAGAGGAUUAAAGCAUGGUAAAAGCACCUGCAGGCAACAUGGAGCUCUAUGAUUCUUAAUGCUAUUUUAUCGGCUUUAAAUUGUAAAAUCAUUCUUGGCUCCAUUUUCUGGCCACAUCAGAGUAAGAACCCCCCCUGGACAAGUGACUGCCUCUGGGGGAAGGUAGAGUUGGGGAAGGCCUGCAGAGCAGCUCAAGGGAACUUUCUGGGGGGAUGGGAAUGUCGUGUAUCUUGACUGGGGUGGUGGUUACAUGGUUGGAGAGGAUUGUGAAACUCAUGUAGUAGUACAACUAAAAUCUGGUCUUUUUUUUGUGUAUACAUUUUAUCUAAAAUACUGCUGUAGAAAAAUUA
Callorhinus ursinus (northern fur seal) is the source of this 1747-nucleotide messenger RNA. RefSeq names its product cerebral dopamine neurotrophic factor (gene CDNF). Gene Ontology annotation, cellular component: endoplasmic reticulum. Gene Ontology annotation, biological process: dopaminergic neuron differentiation; neuron projection development. The record is from RefSeq and is a predicted model, not a curated record. NCBI's taxonomy places the organism in Eukaryota, Metazoa, Chordata, Mammalia, Carnivora, Otariidae.